This is a messenger RNA of Drosophila serrata, 3580 nucleotides long. It is a transcript of the gene emp, whose product is annotated as epithelial membrane protein. Gene Ontology annotation, cellular component: membrane; cytoplasm. The record is from RefSeq and is a predicted model, not a curated record. Gene Ontology annotation, molecular function: scavenger receptor activity. Lineage: Eukaryota; Metazoa; Arthropoda; Insecta; Diptera; Drosophilidae.
UAUCAACCUGGUUGCCGGGUCGUCAAGUGCCAAGUAAUUUCCGUCACACUCAAAUACACGAAAUAGUCACGAAAUUAUCAGCGAGAAAAGCCGAAUUUCCAAGACGAGGAGGAAGGAAUCCCGUUUGGAACGCAUCUCCUUGAUGGAAGUAUGGGCCAUUGUGUACAAACUAGCACCACCAGCCACAGCACCCAAACCUAACCACAUCAUGAACGGGCCCAAGCACAAGUUGUGCACCAAAUUGUCCAGCACAUACCUCAGGAAGUGGUGGAUUACGAUCGUCAUUGCCGCGGCUCUGAUAAUCGGCGGCAUUGUGGUGGCCUGUGAAUUCUCCGUGCUGAUCGAUGCUGUCGUGGACCGCAUGGUGGCCCUGCGCCCCGGCGCCAAGACCUUUGGCUGGUGGGCCAAGCCCCCGGUGGAGCCCAGGAUCAGCCUGUACAUAUACAACGUGACCAAUGCCGACGAUUUCCUCAGCAAUGGCUCCAAGGCCAUUGUCGACGAAGUGGGACCCUAUGUCUACAGCGAGACCUGGGAAAAGGUGAAUAUCGUGGAGAAUGACAAUGGCACGCUGAGCUACAACCUGCGAAAGAUCUACUCGUUCCGCGAAGACCUCUCCGUGGGCCCCGAAGACGACGUCGUGAUUGUGCCCAACAUUCCCAUGCUGAGCGCCACCUCCCAGAGCAAGCACGCGGCCAGGUUCCUGCGACUGGCGAUGGCCAGCAUCAUGGACAUCCUGAAGAUCAAGCCGUUCGUCCAGGUCUCCGUCGGGCAGCUGCUUUGGGGCUACGAGGAUCCGCUUCUGAAGCUGGCCAAGGACGUAGUGCCCAAGGAGCAGAAGCUGCCUUACGAGGAGUUCGGCCUGCUGUACGGCAAGAAUGGCACCUCCUCCGACCGCAUCACCGUGAACACGGGCGUGGAGGACAUCACGAAGUACGGCAUCAUCGACAACUACAACGGCCGCACCCACCUGCCACACUGGACCACCGAGGCGUGCAACAGCCUGGCGGGCACCGACGGCUCUAUCUUCCCGCCGCACAUCGAAAAGGACCGCAUCCUGCACGUGUACGACAAAGACCUGUGCCGCCUGCUGCCCCUGGUCUUCGAGAAAGAGGUGGAAACCUCGAACGAGGUGCCCGGCUACCGCUUCACCCCACCCGAGUGGGUCUUUGCCGACGUGGACAGUCAUCCGGACAACAUGUGCUUCUGCCCCGCCGGCAAGCCUUCGUGCUCGCCCAACGGCCUCUUUAAUGUCUCCCUGUGCCAAUACGAUUCCCCCAUCAUGCUGAGCUUCCCGCACUUCUACCUGGCCGACGAUAGCCUGAGGACCCAAGUGGAGGGCAUCUCCCCGCCCCAGAAGGAACUGCACCAGUUCUUCUUCGACGUCCAGCCGAAAUUGGGAACUACGCUGCGAGUGCGUGGCCGCAUCCAGAUCAAUUUGGCGGUGAGCCAGGUGUUCGACAUCAAGCAGGUGGCCAACUUCCCGGACAUCAUCUUCCCCAUCCUGUGGUUUGAGGAGGGCAUCGACAAUCUGCCCGACGAGGUCACCGACCUUAUGCGCUUCGCCGAACAGGUGCCGCCCAAGAUCCGCGUAGGCCUCAUACUGGGCCUGUGCGCCCUGGGCGUCAUCCUGCUGCUGCUGGCCACGUUCUGCCUCAUCCGCAACUCGCACCGACAGAGCACCCUGCACCUGGAGGGCUCCAACUACCUGGCCACCGCACAGGUGGACAUGAACAAGAAGCAGAACAAGGAGAACCAGCCCGCCGCCAGAUACCAUUUGGAACUAGACUUAAACGGAUCGCGUGUUUUCUCCCAAUCAGACGCGUUUCAGUCUUGGCUCAGCCUGCGUCCAGUUCCGAGUCUCCGUCCCAGUUUAUCCGUCCCAAGACUAAGCCUGAGCCGCAACAUGAUGCUCCGGUGGCUGAAGAUACUGCUCUGCCUGCUCCUUGCAGCAGGCAGCAUCUAUCUGUUUGUGGCGUCGCUUAGUGCAGACUACCGUGUGCUGGUGGCCAGAGAGCAUGUGCGCUUCCGCCAGGAAAUGCCCACCAUGGACAGCUGGAUCAACUCCCCGUUCGGCAAGCUAAAGAACUACGUCUUCAACGUGACCAACGCCGAGGCGUUCCUCGCUGGCCACGACACGAGGCUGAAGGUGCAGGAGAUAGGUCCCAUCACCUACAACAUUGUAGGCUACAACGACAUCCUGGAACGCAACGCGACACACGUGAAGUACAGCAAACACCGCUAUCGCAUUGUGGAGUUCCUGCCGGAAGAGAGUGUGGCUCCAGAUGUGCUCAACUGGACCAUCACGUCCACCAACAACGUGCUGCUGGGGGCUGCGGCGAAGCUCAAGCACCAGGCCCCCCUUUCGGCUCUCGGCUUCGACGCCGUCUUUGCGAGCGAGGACGAGUUCCUGACCAACUCCAUUUACUACUUCCUCUGGGAGUUCACCCGACCUCUGCUCCAGGGACUCGCCAGAGUGUCCAACAUGGCCGCCAAUGUCGGGGUGCUGCACAACGCUCUCAAAGACAAGAAGGAGGAAUACACGGUGAAUAUCGGCCCGGAUAGCGGUAUCGAGAACUUCUUUCGCAUUGAAACCCUGAACGACGCGGUGAUCAUCAAGGAGCAAGGCUCGAACAGUUACCGCUAUGAGAGUGAAGAGUGUCCUUACAACGUGACUGGUGCCCUUGACAACUCCCUCUAUCCGCCAUUUGUCGAGCCGGACACGCCGCUCGACGUCGUCGCCAUCGAAUCGUGCCGAGUGCUCCCUCUCACCUACCGAGGCCAGGAGAUCUACAGCGGCCUCAACACAUACCGCUACACGCUGCUCGAGGCUCUCCAGAAGCCACCGAAGUGCCUGGACACCACCUACGCCUACAAGCUGUACGAUGGCAUGUUUGACGUCUCCAAGUGUGUGAUAAACGAUGCCCCAUCUGCUUUCUCAAUGCCGCACUUCUACGGAACCAGCUACAACUGGAGCGAGCACUACGAGGGAUACACGCCCAACGCCGAGGACCACCAGCCCUACGUACUCCUGGAGCCGAUCACGGGCAUACCGAUCACGGAGAAGUACCGCUUCCAAUCGAACAUUCCCAUUCCUGACCUCAGCCGCUUUAGCCGGCGUCUGAAAAAGUACAGCAACAUGAUGGUGCCCAGUUUCUGGUACGAGUUUGAAAUGGGCGAGCUGCCUUUCUUAGUGCUGGCCCUGAUGUGGAUCAACGUGAACGUGGUGCAGCACAUGCAGCCCUACUGCAUGGGCUUCUUUCUGCUGCUGGCCGUGUGGAGCGUCCUGAAGGCGAUCAGAGUGGCUUGCGGCGACCUAGGUUACGUCGACCUCUAUCGCAAGGUGUGCGGCGGCGGAACACGGAACAUGAUGCUGGAGACAAGGUUCCAGCCAAACGCAGCCCUUGCGCAACAUGCCCUCCCCGGCCAGCUCUCCGAUCUGGCUGUCAAGUAGUGUCUACUCCCGGACUAGACCCGCGUGUAUAUAUGUUUAUACAAGACUUAGGCUAGGCUAAAGGUGCCACUCCGAUGCAAUUAUCAGUAGUUGGCAGUUACAUAAUAUACCGAUUAAGUUAAAAUUGAA